CGGUGCCUACAUGUUGAUGAUCUGGGCCGGCUGCCGCCGCUGCUGGGAGCCUAGCGGUCCCGCUGCGGUCUGGACAGAAGUGGCACCUCUCUUCCACCACCGCCCCUCGUCCCCGGGUCCCUAUCCUCCGAGGACCGCCCUCGACCUUCACCUUCACUUAUUUUCCCGUCCUCCUCCCCGCGCCAGGGACCCCGUAUCCGAAUAUCUGCACUCGUGCCGCCCCCCGCGUUCCUCCCCUCCCGCCGCAACCCCGCGACCUCCAGCAGCCCGCCCCCGCGGGCCCGAUCCUGCCCCGCGGCUCCCGCCGCAUCCCGCUCAGCCCUCCCGCUCUCCCGGGGCUUGCGCCACUACACCCCCCGCCGUCCGCACCGGGGUUUCCUCGUUCCCAGCUCCUCCCGCCCCCUUAGAGCCCCCUCCCUCGCCCUGGCCAGCUGACAUGCAGGUGUCUAUCGCGUGUACCGAGCAGAACCUUCGCAGCCGGAGCAGUGAGGACCGUCUGUGUGGACCCCGGCCGGGCCCCGGGGGCGGUAAUGGCGGGCCGGUCGGCGGGGGGCAUGGGAAUCCUCCGGGGGGAGGAGGGUCGGGCCCCAAGGCCCGGGCCGCACUGGUCCCCCGACCCCCAGCGCCCGCUGGGGCCCUCCGAGAGAGCACCGGCCGAGGCACUGGCAUGAAAUACAGGAACCUAGGAAAGUCUGGUCUUCGAGUAUCCUGUCUUGGCCUAGGCACCUGGGUCACAUUUGGUUCUCAAAUCUCAGAUGAGACAGCAGAGGACGUGCUGACGGUGGCCUAUGAGCAUGGUGUAAACCUGUUUGACACGGCUGAAGUGUAUGCAGCGGGGAAGGCUGAAAGAACGCUAGGCAACAUCCUCAAGAGCAAAGGAUGGAGGAGGUCAAGCUAUGUCAUCACCACCAAGAUUUUUUGGGGAGGACAGGCAGAAACGGAGCGAGGCCUGAGCCGCAAGCACAUCAUUGAGGGCUUGCAAGGAUCCCUGGACCGCCUCCAGCUGGGAUACGUGGAUAUCGUCUUCGCAAACCGUUCAGACCCCAAUAGUCCAAUGGAGGAGAUUGUCCGAGCUAUGACCUAUGUCAUUAACCAGGGCCUGGCCCUCUACUGGGGGACAUCCCGAUGGGGAGCUGCGGAAAUCAUGGAGGCCUACUCCAUGGCCAGACAGUUCAAUCUGAUUCCUCCUGUGUGUGAGCAAGCUGAGCACCAUCUGUUUCAGAGAGAGAAGGUGGAGAUGCAGCUGCCAGAGCUCUACCACAAGAUUGGUGUUGGCUCAGUGACCUGGUCCCCUCUGUCCUGCGGCCUCAUCACUAGCAAGUAUGACGGGCAGGUCCCAGAUACCUGCAGGGCCACCAUCAAGGGCUACCAGUGGCUCAAGGACAAAGUACAGAGUGAGGGCAGCAAGAAGCAACAAGCCAAAGUCCUAGACCUUCUUCCCAUUGCGCACCAGCUGGGCUGCACUGUGGCGCAGCUUGCUAUUGCAUGGUGUCUCCGCAGCGAGGGUGUCAGCUCGGUCUUGCUGGGGGUGUCAAGUGCAGAGCAGCUGCUAGAACACCUGGGGGCCCUGCAGGUGCUGAGCCAGCUGACGCCGCAGACGGUGAUGGAGAUAGAUGGGCUCUUGGGGAACAAACCGCAUACCAAGAAAUAGUCCGUCGGGGGGCGCAGGCACCCGCAGCGGGGCCGCCUCACUCGCCCAGUGCGCUUUCCCGCGGCCACCCCGCCUCCCGCCGCGUCCCCCCUCUGCCCCGCGGCCAGGGAGGCUCCACCCCUAACGAGUCCCGGCUUCCAGUAGCGAUGCGCAUGAACAAAGCCAUAUCCUCCCGCAGUGGGGCUCGAGAGGAAAAGUAGUGCGCCGCCUCCCAACCCCCUCCUCCGCUGCGCUCCUCCAGGCCUUCCUGCUAAUCCCAGGCAUGAGCUUCCGGGCUGUCCCCUCUCUGCCCUUUGGUCUCGUUUCCUUCUCCCUUCCCCUAAUCGCUGAGGCCCGGGGGG
Messenger RNA from Canis lupus familiaris (dog), 1992 nucleotides. RefSeq names its product potassium voltage-gated channel subfamily A regulatory beta subunit 3 (gene KCNAB3). Bases 11 to 1651 code for a protein of 546 amino acids. Gene Ontology annotation, biological process: potassium ion transport; regulation of potassium ion transmembrane transport. Lineage: Eukaryota; Metazoa; Chordata; Mammalia; Carnivora; Canidae. Gene Ontology annotation, cellular component: voltage-gated potassium channel complex; membrane; cytoplasm. The record is from RefSeq and is a predicted model, not a curated record. Gene Ontology annotation, molecular function: potassium channel regulator activity; voltage-gated potassium channel activity; transmembrane transporter binding. The transcript is spliced from 14 exons.